AUGGCCCCUUUGAAAUUGAGCCUUGCGUGCUGGGACUACGACCGAGUCAAGGCAAUCGAAGAUGGGCGGGUUCGACCAGAGGGCAUCGAGCUCACUUUCCUCAAUCUUCGAGUAGAAGAAACAUUCUUUCGUCAACUGCGAUACCAGGAAUUUGAUGUCAGCGAAUUGUCCUUGUCGUCCUAUGUUUUCACGCUCAACUCCCCCAACCCUCCAUUUAUUGCGCUCCCAGUCUUUCCCUCGCGGAUGUUCCGCCACCAGUCUAUCUAUGUCAACAAGAAGGCUGGUAUUACCCAUCCUUCGCAGCUGGCUGGCCGCCCAGUCGGCACACCAGAAUUCCAAAUGACUGCUCCAGUCUGGCAGCGCGGGAUCCUGCAAGACGAGUAUAGCCUACAGUUUGAUGCGCCGCAUUAUUACACGGGAAACGUCGAGCCCUCGAACGAGGAACGCGCCGAAAAAAUACCGCUCGCAUUGGCCGAUAGCGUCAAGAUAACCCGUAUCGAGAAGGGCAAAUGUCUUGCUCAAAUGCUGGCAGAUGGUGAAAUCGUGGCCCUCGAAAGCGCCACCGCACCAUCCACUUUUGGAACCCACCCUGACGUCGGCCGGCUUUUCCCAGACGCUAAAACCGUCGAGCAGGAGUACUUCCAGCGCACGGGCAUUUUCCCAAUCAUGCAUGUCAUCGCCGUCAAACGGUCUGUGCUUGCCGCUAACCCAUGGGCCGCCCAAUCCCUGACCAAAGCAUUUGCCUCCGCACUCGAUUACGCUUACGACGCGAUUCAUGCACGAGGAGCCUUGCGAUAUAUCCUACCGUGGAUGCAGUUCCAUGUAGAGGAGACGCAGGCUGCUUUGUGUAAGGAAGGAGAUGGCAGUGAUGGAAAGUGGUGGCAGGAUGGACUGACGGCGCAGAAUCGGCGGACUCUGGACAAAUUUUUGGAGUAUUCCUUUGACCAGGGCCUUGCGAAAAGACGAUGGCAGGUGGAGGAACUUUUCGCGCCCGGUUCGCUAGAGGCUUUCGUACUCUGA
Molecule: messenger RNA, 1020 nt
Organism: Mycena indigotica
Lineage: Eukaryota; Fungi; Basidiomycota; Agaricomycetes; Agaricales; Mycenaceae
Product: 4,5-dihydroxyphthalate decarboxylase
Exons: 5
Coding region: 1-1020 (339 amino acids)
Source: RefSeq, a predicted model, not a curated record